Molecule: messenger RNA, 1482 nt
Organism: Paramecium sonneborni
Lineage: Eukaryota; Ciliophora; Oligohymenophorea; Peniculida; Parameciidae
Source: the annotation of a GenBank genome assembly
AUGAUUGAUCCACUUGACACUAUAUAUGAUAAUAUGGAAAUUGGCAAAUAUGAUGAGGCAAUUGAAUUAGCUAAAUAAGAAUUAUUGAAAGAUAAAGAUAAUGAAUUUUUGUUUAGAAAAAUUAUUGGUAAAUCGUUAAUAGAUAGAUAUUUAAAAAAUCAAAAUGACAAAAAUUAUUCAUAAUUAAAAGAAGCUAUAGAAGAGUUAGAGAUAAGUUGGUCACUUUAAAAAAUAUUAAAUUAGGAAUCGCUAUUGUACUUAGCUGAUUGUGAAUUCUAUCUUAGAUAGUAUGAUUAAUCAAUAAAACAUUAUGAAGAAUUAUUUUAAGUACUAAAAUUUUUAAAAAGUGAAAAUGUAUUCUAGUCAUAAUGUAAUAUUGGAAUUGGGAAUUGUUUGAUGAAGAAAGGAAAUUACAAAGAAGCAAUAGUAUAAUUUGAAUAAGGAAUAAACUCUACUGAUGGCAAAGACAUUAAUGAAUAGGAAUCUACUCUUAGAAAUUUGGUAUAUUGCAAUUUUAAGUUAAACAAUUCUAAAGCAAUAGAUAAAUAUAUAAAAUAGUUAUUAAUUUUGAUUCCAAAAGAAUAUGUUACUUAUUUUCUUUUAUAUAAGAUAUUUCAAGUUUAAAACAAGUUGGAAGAAGCAGAAGCUAUUAUGUAAAAAUUUCCAGAAGGAUAGUUAAAUAAUAUAAAACAUUCUGAUGCAAAAGAUUAUAAUUAAAUAAUAAUUGGUUAAUAAGAGGAAGUUCAAAAAUAAAAUUAAUCAUCAUAAGAAUUGAAUUCAAGACUUUUAAUUGAUAAAGAAUAAUAAAAAUAACAACAAUAAAUAGAGGCUAUUUAAACUUAGAAAUAUAUCCAAAAAGAAAAUCCACAAAAUUAAGAUGCAAAUUUAUAAUCUAAUUAUGCCCAUUAAAUACAGAAAGAAACUUAUUUUAAAAAUGCAUUUUAAAUAAUCAGUUCUUUUAAGGGAAUUACAAAUUCAAUUGAAAAAGCAAUAAUUUUAAAUGCUUAAGGAAAAUGUUGUGAAAAAUAAAAAAAAUUUGAUUAAGCUGAAAUAUUCUAUCAAAAAUGUAUAGAAGAAAACCCAAACUAUGUUAUUGGAUGGAUUAAUAAAGCUAAUUUAGGAAUAAUUACAAGAAGAUUUUAGUAAGCAAAUGAAAAUUAUUAAAUGGCAAAAUACUUGUACAGUACUAAAAAUGGUAGAGAAAAUUUAACAUAAAAACAACAUUAAUCAAUAGAAUUAAUGUUAGGUAGAAUCGAGCUAUAUUUGCAAAAUAAAUUUUAAAAUGAUAAUAUUUAAAUUACUAAAAAAAGAUCGCAAGUAGGUUUUGACUAAAAUAAGUCUAAUUUAUCUUAAAAUUUUUCAAAUUUAUUAAACAGUCCUACUCACAUAAAAUCAGAAUUCAUUAGUGAACGAAAGACAUACUAAAAUAAAGACUUUAAGAUUAGACCAGGUUUUAAAUUACCUCCAUUAAAAUAAAAAUGA